AUGCAACAGACCGGCACACGUUCGAGUAAGAGUGAUGCGGCAAAGGAUGGGGCAGCCCACGUCUCUGACACAACAUCCUGCCAGGAGGAUGCAGCGACUCAUGUAAUCAUGGAGAUUGACCGCCUAACAGAGCAAGGCGUUGCGGCAGCGGAUGUUGCCAAACUGCGUCAGGCGGGCAUUUUUACCGUUACAGGGGUUCAUAUGCAGUGUCGUAAAGAUUUGGCCCUUAUUAAGGGUCUUUCAGAUGCUAAGGUGGAUAAAAUAAUUGAAGCUGCUCGAAAACUUGCAGAUUGUGGUUUUACCAAUGGAUCUACGUAUUUGCAGCAGCGAGGAAAAGUGACUCGUAUUACUACAGGUAGUGCCGCAUUAGAUCAAUUAUUAGGUGGUGGUAUUGAGAGUAUGUCUAUUACAGAGGCCUUUGGUGAGUUUCGUACAGGUAAGACUCAAAUUGCACACACACUUUGUGUAACCUGCCAAUUACCUCUUUCUAUGGGUGGUGGUAAUGGAAAGGUGGUUUAUGUGGACACGGAGGCAACAUUUCGUCCAGAACGUAUAAAACCAAUUGCCGAACGUUUCGGUUUGGAUGUAGAGGCCGUUUUGAGUAAUAUCCUUGUGGCACGGGCAUACACACAUGAACAUCAAAUGCAUCUACUUUCAAUGGUGGCAGCAAAGAUGGCAGAAGAUCAGUUUAGUCUACUUGUUGUGGACAGCAUUACUGCUCUUUUUCGUGUGGAUUUCUCUGGACGAGGUGAACUGGCAGAACGACAACAAAAGCUUGCAAAAAUGAUGAGUCAUCUAAUAAAAUUAUCUGAAGAAUAUAAUGUCGCUGUUUACAUUACAAAUCAAGUUGUGGCAGACCCGGGUGGUGCAUCUAUGUUUGUGGCUGAUCCUAAAAAACCUGUUGGUGGACAUAUUCUCGCACACGCCUCUACAACACGUUUGUCUUUACGAAAGGGUCGCGGUGAUCAGCGUGUGUGCAAGAUAUAUGACAGUCCAUCCCUACCAGAAGUGGAGUGUGUCUUCAGUAUAUCAGAACAGGGUAUCAUGGAUGCCCGGGAAUAG
This is a messenger RNA of Trypanosoma theileri, 1062 nucleotides long. RefSeq names its product meiotic recombination protein DMC1. Gene Ontology annotation, molecular function: ATP-dependent DNA damage sensor activity; ATP hydrolysis activity; ATP binding. Lineage: Eukaryota; Euglenozoa; Kinetoplastea; Trypanosomatida; Trypanosomatidae. The transcript has a single exon. Gene Ontology annotation, biological process: reciprocal meiotic recombination; chromosome organization involved in meiotic cell cycle; DNA recombinase assembly. Gene Ontology annotation, cellular component: nucleus; condensed nuclear chromosome. The record is from RefSeq and is a predicted model, not a curated record. The coding region runs from base 1 to 1062 and encodes 353 amino acids.